Molecule: messenger RNA, 1773 nt
Organism: Lodderomyces parapsilosis
Lineage: Eukaryota; Fungi; Ascomycota; Pichiomycetes; Serinales; Debaryomycetaceae
Gene: FRS1
Product: phenylalanine--tRNA ligase subunit beta
Exons: 1
Coding region: 1-1773 (590 amino acids)
Biological process (GO): phenylalanyl-tRNA aminoacylation
Cellular component (GO): phenylalanine-tRNA ligase complex; cytoplasm
Molecular function (GO): RNA binding; magnesium ion binding; phenylalanine-tRNA ligase activity
Source: RefSeq, a predicted model, not a curated record
AUGCCCACUAUCCCAGUUGAUAAGGAAGACCUCUUCAAGAUUUUGGGUAGAUCUUACACUACCGAAGAGUUUGACGAGUUGUGUUUUCAAUUCGGUAUCGAGUUGGACGAAGACACCACUGAUGAAUGCCAAGGUGAUGAAAGACCACAAUUGAAGAUUGAAGUUCCUGCAAACAGAUAUGACAUGUUGUGCAUUGAGGGUAUUGCCCAAGCUUUGAAUGAAUUUUUGGGAAAUAAAGAACAACCGAAGUACACUUUGAAGCCGGAAACACCAGAACUUUCUUUAACGAUCAAGGAAUCUACGUUCCCUAUUCGUCAAUAUGCAGCUUCCGCCAUUUUGAGAAAUGUUACAUUUGACCAAAGAUCCUAUGAUUCUUUUAUUGCGUUGCAGGAUAAAUUACACACCAACUUGUGUCGAAAUAGAACUUUGGUGGCCAUAGGAACCCAUGACUUGGAUACUUUGACCCCACCAUUUUCGUACGAAGCAUUACCACCAAAAGACAUCAAAUUCAAACCAUUGAACCAGUCAAAGGUCAUGAACGGAGAAGAGUUGAUGGAAUUCUACGAAAAGGAUAAGAACAUUGGUAAGUAUUUGCACAUCAUUAGGGACUCUCCCGUAUAUCCAGUCAUGUUGGAUGCAAACAGAACUGUUGCUUCUUUACCACCAAUUAUCAACUCAGACCAUUCAAAGAUCACUUUGAAUACGAAGAACGUUUGGAUCGAUGUCACUGGAACUGAUAGAACCAAGACUGAGAUUGUGAUUGAAACUUUGGUAGCAAUGUUUUCAAGGUAUAGCAAAACUCCAUUUGAAAUAGAGCCACUCAAAAUCAUUUCCGAACACAAUGGUGAGACUCGCGUCACUCCUAAUGUGACACCAAGAGAAGCUCAAGCAGAAAUAUCCUAUAUCAACUCAUGUUUGGGUUUGGAUUACUCUGGUGAAGAAAUUGCCAAGUUGUUGAAAAAGAUGUCAUUGGAAGCCACACCUUCAAAGGACAACAAGGACAUUCUUGACGUUAAAAUCCCGAUUACUAGAUCAGAUAUUCUACACCAAUGUGAUAUUAUGGAAGAUGCAGCCAUUGGUUAUGGAUACGAUAACUUGAAGAAGACCAAGCCAAGCAGUGAGAGUAUGGUUGCAUCUGCGUUGCCUGUGAACAAAGUAGCGGAUAUUUUGAGAUUAGCCAGUUCACAAGCAGGCUACCUGGAGGUCAUGCCGUUAACAUUGUGUUCCCAUGACGAAAAUUUUGGAUGGUUGAGAAAGAAGGAUGAUGGUACAGCAGUUAGGUUGGAAAAUCCAAAAACAAUUGAAUACCAAGUUGUUAGAACAACUUUGUUACCAGGUAUCCUAAAAACAAUCAAAGAAAAUAGAAAGCAUUCAUUGCCUAUUAAAGUGUUUGAAUGUGGCGACAUCGUUUUGAAAGAUGCAAGCUUGGAAAGGGGUGCUUUCAACCAGCGUAACUGGGCUGCUGUGUAUGCUGGUAAGACAUCUGGCUUCGAGUAUGUUCAAGGUUUGUUGGGAAAGAUUAUGCAAACUAUGAGAACCCCCUGGUUGGAGAACCCAUCUAAGGAUGAAAGAAGAGGUUAUUGGAUUAAGGAGGACAAGACCAACACUACAUUCUUUGAUGAAAGAGGAGCAAAGAUCUUUUUCAGAAGUCAAGCAAAUGGCGAGGCUAAAGAAGUCGGGUGUAUUGGUGUUUUACAUCCUGAGGUGAUGAACAAUUUUGACAUCCCAUAUGCCGCUUCCUCCGUUGAGUUGAAUGUGGAAGUGUUUUUGUAA